ACGCGCUUUUAGACCUCAAAAUAUUAAAAAGAAGGAAAUAAAAAAGGACAGAUUGUUAAUCUGAAGGAGAGAGACCAAAUCAAUUCGAAAUCCCUGUUCAUGGGGUUGUUUUAUCAACACAAAAACACUCCCAACGCAACCAGAUAAAGAUUCGGAGAUUUUUUUGAUUUGGUUUGUUGAAACUUGGGGUCAUAAUCAUCGUAUAGCAAAAACAAGUCUGUUGUUUUUCUAUUUUGCCCUUCCUUGCUGUUUCUGCUUCAAUGGAGGAAGAGAGAAGAUACAUUACAAGCGAACAGCUUAAACAACACAACAAAUCAGGAGACUUGUGGAUCUCUAUCCAGGGUAAGGUUUAUGAUGUGUCAGACUGGGUUAAGGAGCAUCCAGGUGGGGAUACUCCUCUCCUGAAUCUCGGUGGCCAAGAUGUAACUGAUGCAUUCAUUGCUUAUCAUCCUGGUACUGCGUGGAAAUAUCUUGAUAAGCUUUUUACAGGGUAUUAUCUUGAAGAUUUCAAGGUUUCUGAUGUGUCCAAGGAUUAUAGAAAGCUUUACUCAGACUUUGCUAAACUGGGUUUGUUUGAUAAGAAAGGCCACAUUGCUUUGUAUUCAAUGACAUCCGUUGCAGUAUUGUUUUGCAUUGCUGUUUAUGGGGUUCUUUGUUGCCAGAGUAUUUGGGCGCAUAUGGGUUCUGCUGUUUUAUUGGGAAUUCUAUGGAUCCAAAGUGCAUACGUAGGUCAUGAUUCAGGGCAUUAUCAGGUAAUGUUGAGUCCUGCUUUUAACAAACUUGCACAAGUUUUAUCUGGGAAUUGCUUAACAGGGAUAAGUAUUGCUUGGUGGAAGUGGACCCACAAUGCACAUCAUCUUGCUUGUAAUAGCCUUGAUUAUGAUCCCGAUCUUCAACAUAUACCAGUUUUUGCUGUCUCUUCAAAUUUUUUCAGUUCUAUUAGAUCUUGCUUUUAUGGAAGAAACAUGGAUUUUGAUCCUUUGGCUAGGUUUCUUGUGAGUUACCAACAUUGGACCUUUUAUCCUGUCAUGUGUGUUGCAAGGGUAAAUUUAUUUCUACAGACAUUUUUGUUAUUGUUUUCAAAUCGAAAAGUCCCUGAUAGAGCUCUUAACAUUAUGGGAAUUCUUGUCUUUUGGACUUGGUUUCCUCUUCUUGUUUCUUGUUUACCCAGUUGGCCUGAGAGAGUGAGCUUUGUUCUUACUUCAUUUACUGUUACCUCACUGCAACACAUCCAAUUUUGUUUGAAUCAUUUCGCAGCAAAUGUUUAUUUAGGAUCUCCAAGUGGGAAUGAUUGGUUUGAGAAACAGACAAGUGGGACAUUGGAUAUUUCAUGUUCAUCUUGGAUGGACUGGGCAUAUGGUGGCUUGCAGUUUCAGCUUGAGCAUCAUUUGUUUCCUAGAUUGCCGAGGUGCCAAUUGAGAAAGGUUUCUCCAUUGAUAAGGGAUCUUUGCAAGAAGCAUAAUUUGCCUUACAGGAGUCUGUCCUUUUGGGAGGCCAAUGUAUGGACAAUUAGGACUCUCAGGACUGCUGCCUUGCAGGCUAGGAACAUGACCAAUCCUGUUCCAAAGAAUUUGGUGUGGGAAGCUGUUCAUACUCAUGGAUAAGGAGGCUUUAUGUUGUUCUGUAGGCUCAUCUGCCCUCGCGAAUCUGUUUUGUUUUUUCUUGUUGUUAAUUUCUUUGGUUGUUUCUCUUUAUUGGAUAUUUGAAUUUUUCCCUCAUUUGUAAACAUUAGCAGAUGAUGUUUUUUGUCAUCCUAUUCAAUAUUAAUCUCACACUAUUGUUGCAGAUA
Jatropha curcas is the source of this 1789-nucleotide messenger RNA. RefSeq names its product Fatty acid/sphingolipid desaturase (gene SLD2). Lineage: Eukaryota; Viridiplantae; Streptophyta; Magnoliopsida; Malpighiales; Euphorbiaceae. Gene Ontology annotation, biological process: lipid metabolic process. Gene Ontology annotation, cellular component: membrane. The record is from RefSeq and is a predicted model, not a curated record. Gene Ontology annotation, molecular function: oxidoreductase activity, acting on paired donors, with oxidation of a pair of donors resulting in the reduction of molecular oxygen to two molecules of water.